UUAGCACUGUCAAGUGUGACUGAAGAGCGCUGUGAUGGCCACACAGAGAGUACUCCCACAAAGCAAAGAAACUCUUCUGCAGAACUACAAUAAGAGACUUAAAGAUGACAUCAGGUCAAUUCUAGACAAUUUCACCGAAAUAAUCAAAACGGCAAAGGUGGAAGAUGAGACUCAGGUUUCCAGGGCGACACAAGCUGAGCAGGAUCACUAUGAAAUGCACGUGCGAGCUGCCAACAUAGUACGUGCAGGAGAGUCUCUCAUGAAGCUUGUCUCAGACCUUAAGCAGUUCCUCAUCCUGAAUGACUUCCCCUCUGUCAACGAGGCCAUCAGUCUCCGCAACCAGCAGCUGCGCACGCUGCAGGAAGAGUGCGACAAGAAGCUCAUCUCCCUGCGUGAUGAGAUUGCCAUCGACCUGUAUGAGCUCGAGGAAGAGUAUUACUCCUCCAGCUGUGGACAGUGGGAUGGUGUUGAGUUGCCACUUUGUGAGACCUUUCAUCGGCAGGACAGUUGGGGGUCCCCUGAGAUGACCUCUGACCCCUCGUGUGCCAACCCAGAGGAUUCAGACCACUUGGGGACCCAGGAGUCCAUGCAGCGUCACCUAAACAGCCACGGCAGCAGCACUAGUGAGCAGUCAUGAAAUACCAGUGGCUUCCUUCAUGGACCAGUUAGAUUACACAUUUAAGCAAUUUGCCAUUAUAAAAAGCCCCAUCUUAAACCUCCAGCUGCAGACUGCAAAUCUAGUCAACUACUUGAAUUGAUGAUGUGAUUUUGUCCAGCAAAAAUGACACUGAAUUAAUGCUGAGAACAUUUCAAUGAAUAGUAUUUCUAAUUCGUAGUUGGGUAACUUGCUACAUUGGAAUAAAGAAGUGUUUGUCUUUGUGUCUGUUUAUUGGCUAAAUUUAAUGUCUCUUUGGGUAAAAUUACAACUAUGCUAUACUUUCAUUGUUGUUCUGCAAAAAAUACAAGUUGAGUAAUUUAACAACUUUAAGCAAGUGGUGUUUUGGAUGCUAAAAGAAAAGGAGACUUCUCUGUAAACAUGCUGCCUACAUUUGAGUAAAUCUAGCUCCUCUAUUUAAGUAACAAAAUAAGCUGUUAAAUUUCAUUGUAUGUUUCAUAGUAUAUGUACACUGUAAUGCUCUUCAAAAUGUGACUGCCAAGGAACUGUUCUCUUUUUUUUUUUUAUUCAUUUACAUGUAUAUAUUUUUAUUGCUGUGCUACCGUAGGACAAUCUUUCCAUUUUAGGUAAUUAAAAUACACCCAAGCAAAAACUAAGAGGAAAGGAAAUGUUGUAACUCUAAUAGAGGUUAUAAUAUUACUUUAUUUCAUUAGCAAAGUCUGUAGAAUAAAAAUAACCUUUAAUAAAACAAUGACGUUUCAUUAAUAUAAAGUGAUAAAUCAAUUCUGUUGAACAGACUGAAACACACAUUAUAUAAUGCAUUAACAUGGUGCACAGUACAUUAUUAUGAAAACAAAAUGUUCUUCUAUUUUAUAAAGUUUGCAAAGAUGACCAAUGUUUUGGGGGGAGUUUUAUUGUAAAAUGUUUACGACUGCAUGUCAAAUAUUUACAUCUCUCAUUUUACAGGG
Messenger RNA from Sinocyclocheilus rhinocerous, 1584 nucleotides. Its product is annotated as mediator of RNA polymerase II transcription subunit 22-like. Gene Ontology annotation, biological process: regulation of transcription by RNA polymerase II. The transcript is spliced from 4 exons. Gene Ontology annotation, cellular component: mediator complex. Lineage: Eukaryota; Metazoa; Chordata; Actinopteri; Cypriniformes; Cyprinidae. Gene Ontology annotation, molecular function: transcription coregulator activity. The coding region runs from base 35 to 637 and encodes 200 amino acids. The record is from RefSeq and is a predicted model, not a curated record.